CAUACCUAGCAUUGCAACAGACACAAUCUAGUCUUGGUUAGAUACGUGUCUUUCCAGUUUUACUCUUGUAGAAUCGUAGUAGUUAUCAGCGAAAUUGUGAAGUAGCUGCUAUUAAGUUGUCUACGGUACGUGCUAACGGCGAACGUAGUAACUAGCUUGACAGACAGGGUGAGGCGGUUUGAACAAGUCCCUAGAGUGCAUUCAUCAGUAAACCGUGAGUAAUUCUCAGGACUUUUUGACAGUUGAAUAGUUAUGGCCUCCUUUGCUCCACACAACUUCUCCUGGGUGGAGCCAGGCAAACUGGCUGGACUGGCGAUGCCCAGGAUGCCAUGUGAAUACCGGUAUAUGGUGGACAAUGGCAUCAAGCACCUGGUUUGCCUCUGUGAGAGGAAACCACCCAACCAUGACUCAUGCCCAGAGUUACAGCUUCACCACAUCAAGAUAGUUGACUUUACUCCUCCUUCACCCAAUCAGAUUGAUAGAUUCCUCUCUAUUGUGGAAGAGGGCAACUCCAAGGGUGAGGGUGUGGCAGUUCACUGCAUGCAUGGUCAUGGGAGAACAGGGACAAUGCUGGCCUGCUACCUGGUGAAGACCAGGAAGAUUUCUGGGAUUGACGCGAUCAACGAGAUCCGUAGACUGCGGCAAGGUUCAAUUGAAACUCACGAACAAGAGAAGGCAGUGGUGCAGUUUUAUCAGCGCAUUAAGUAACAU
Messenger RNA from Maylandia zebra (zebra mbuna), 711 nucleotides. It is a transcript of the gene dusp23b, whose product is annotated as dual specificity phosphatase 23b. The record is from RefSeq and is a predicted model, not a curated record. Gene Ontology annotation, biological process: protein dephosphorylation. NCBI's taxonomy places the organism in Eukaryota, Metazoa, Chordata, Actinopteri, Cichliformes, Cichlidae.